CGCGGGUCACAUGGUCGCGGCUGCCCUCCCCGUCAGCCGCCCUCGCCGCCGCGGUGCGCUGGCUGCAGGAAGCUGCCGCGCCGCUGCUUUUGUUGUCAGGGACCCCGCGAGGAGCGCCGCUCGCCGGCCGCCGCCACCCUCUCUCGCUGCAGCCUGCUGUGCGCUGCACGGCCUGGGGCCCGGGUGCCCCGCCCGCUCUGCCCAUGAGGGGGCCCCGCGACCACCGCUGCUUCCAGCCCGGGGUGGCGCGGCGCUGAGGCGGCGGCGGCGGCGCUGCCCCCUCUGCGGGAAGCGGGUGGCCCCGGCCGCCUCCGCGAGGGCACCAUGGAGGUGAAUGCGGGAGGUGUGAUUGCCUAUAUCAGUUCUUCCAGCUCAGCCUCAAGCCCUGCCUCUUGUCACAGUGAGGGUUCUGAGAAUAGUUUCCAGUCCUCCUCCUCUUCUGUUCCAUCUUCUCCAAAUAGCUCUAAUUCUGAUACCAAUGGUAAUCCCAAGAAUGGUGAUCUCUCCAAUAUUGAAGGCAUCUUGAAGAAUGAUCGAAUAGAUUGUUCUAUGAAAACAAGCAAAUCGAGUGCACCUGGGAUGACAAAAAGUCAUAGUGGUGUGACAAAAUUUAGUGGCAUGGUUCUACUGUGUAAAGUCUGUGGGGAUGUGGCAUCAGGAUUCCACUAUGGAGUUCAUGCUUGCGAAGGCUGUAAGGGUUUCUUUCGGAGAAGUAUUCAACAAAACAUCCAGUACAAGAAGUGCCUGAAGAAUGAAAACUGUUCUAUAAUGAGAAUGAAUAGGAACAGAUGUCAGCAAUGUCGCUUCAAAAAGUGUCUGUCUGUUGGAAUGUCAAGAGAUGCUGUUCGGUUUGGUCGUAUUCCUAAGCGUGAAAAACAGAGGAUGCUAAUUGAAAUGCAAAGUGCAAUGAAGACCAUGAUGAACAGCCAGUUCAGUGGUCACUUGCAAAAUGACACAUUAGUAGAACAUCAUGAACAGACAGCCUUGCCAGCCCAGGAACAGCUGCGACCCAAGCCCCAACUGGAGCAAGAAAACAUCAAAAGCUCUUCUCCUCCAUCUUCUGAUUUUGCAAAGGAAGAAGUGAUUGGCAUGGUGACCAGAGCUCACAAGGAUACCUUUAUGUAUAAUCAAGAGCAGCAAGAAAACUCAGCUGAGAGCAUGCAGCCCCAGAGAGGAGAACGGAUUCCCAAGAACAUGGAGCAAUAUAAUUUAAAUCAUGAUCAUUGCGGCAAUGGGCUUAGCAGCCAUUUUCCCUGUAGUGAGAGCCAGCAGCAUCUCAAUGGACAGUUCAAAGGGAGGAACAUAAUGCAUUACCCAAAUGGUCAUGCCAUUUGUAUUGCAAAUGGACAUUGUAUGAACUUUUCCAAUGCUUAUACUCAAAGAGUAUGUGAUAGAGUUCCGAUAGAUGGAUUUUCUCAGAAUGAGAACAAGAAUAGUUACCUGUGCAACACUGGAGGAAGAAUGCAUCUGGUUUGUCCAAUGAGUAAGUCUCCAUAUGUGGAUCCUCAUAAAUCAGGACAUGAAAUCUGGGAAGAAUUUUCGAUGAGCUUCACUCCAGCAGUGAAAGAAGUGGUGGAAUUUGCAAAGCGUAUUCCUGGGUUCAGAGAUCUCUCUCAGCAUGACCAGGUCAACCUUUUAAAGGCUGGGACUUUUGAGGUUUUAAUGGUACGGUUUGCAUCAUUAUUUGAUGCAAAGGAACGUACUGUCACCUUUUUAAGUGGAAAGAAAUAUAGUGUGGAUGAUUUACACUCAAUGGGAGCAGGGGAUCUGCUAAACUCUAUGUUUGAAUUUAGUGAGAAGCUAAAUGCCCUCCAACUUAGUGAUGAAGAGAUGAGUUUGUUUACAGCUGUUGUCCUGGUAUCUGCAGAUCGAUCUGGAAUAGAAAACGUCAACUCUGUGGAGGCUUUGCAGGAAACUCUCAUUCGUGCACUAAGGACCUUAAUAAUGAAAAACCAUCCAAAUGAGGCCUCUAUUUUUACAAAACUGCUUCUAAAGUUGCCAGAUCUUCGAUCUUUAAACAACAUGCACUCUGAGGAGCUCUUGGCCUUUAAAGUUCACCCUUAAGGCCUUUGUUUAUUUAAACAUGAACUGAUGGUAACUGUACAUUUUGUGCUAAAAUGCAUAUUUAUAUGUGUAUACCAUAUGUGGAGAUAGAAAAGACCUUUAAGACAAUAGAAGAUUGUAGGCUAUCUCUGUAGUCAUGCAAUAGCUGUUCGGAUUGAGAACUCUUCAGCCAUGAUUAGACGUUGACCGCAUCUCCCUGAUAGACCAAUCGGCUGUGUCGCACUUAAACUGGAGAAGUUACACUGAAGUAUAAUCACACUGAAUGUUAGACUUUUUCAUCUGCCAAAACCAAAAACCAUUUUGAUCUCCCUGUGGUAUCAAUAUAACGCACAAUCACAAGUGUAUGAGGACUUAGAAAUUAAUCCUUUGUGGUAGGAGUUCUGUUGAAUGAUGGAAAUCUUAUUACUACCACAAGACUAUUUGAUCUGGUAAUUGGAGACUUCGGGAUUUAGGAGAUCUCCAUGUCUGUAUUUACUCUACCACUGCUAAAGUGUGUGGUCCUGGGUAGUUUACUUGCUUGUGGAAAAUGAGAAUUGAUAGCGUCCCCAAUGCCCCACCUCACAGAGUUACUAAAAAAUGUCUGUAAAGCAUAUUUACCUCUUGGGAGAUAGGCACUAUGUAAAUAAGGUAAAAUUUUUGUUAUUAUAAUUAUUCAUAAUAAUAUUCUUUUCUUAUUUCUAAGCCUUUCUGGGAAAUCAUUUCAGUCCACACCAACCAUAUUAUUCAGGGUUCCUGCCAUAUGUGUGGGGUAUCCUACUGAUACACACGUAUUCAAAGUUUAUGGGUACAACAAAGACAUAGUACAUGUACAUAAUAUGUAUGUGAAUAUAGUUAAACAUAAAUAUAUUUCUUCACAAUAUUUUAAACUGUGAAGAACUUUAUCUUACAGGAAACUUAAAACAAGAGGUGUCAAAAGACCCAAAUUAGGUGCAUUUUACUUGUUUAUGAUGGCAUAACCAUUGCUUUAAAAUGUUUAGACAGUAGAAUAUUGAAUUUAUGCUCUAUUUUUGUUUAUUUAAGCAACACUUAAUGUAAAAGUGCAACAGGCAAUUGAAUCCAAAUUUCAACGACAAAAAAAAAACAUGUAUUUUAGAGUUCAUCUUUGGCAAAAUCUUUGGUUCAGGGUACUAGUUGUUUAAAAGUUGAUUCAUAUUCUUACCUUGUGCUGAAAAAGGUUGCAUUGCUGCCCCUUAUACACAUGCUGCAGCUUGAUGUUAAAGAAUUUUUAUUCUUUCUGAAGAACUAAUUAAUGUUUAAAGCAACUGUUUAAUAUGAUGGCAUGUGUGUGUGUGCGUGCGUGUGUGUAUGUUCUGAGUCCACUUCUUUUUUCCUAAAUAACACUACAGGGAUUUUGUCAUAUUAGAUUUAAUUUAUAAUUUGAAAAAUCAUCUAGUGUGUGACCUACAGGCUUAGAAAUGGUAUAGUCAAAGACAUUUUAUCCACAUUUCUAAUAGUGGACUUGAUUAAAUAGAUAAGAUCAGCAUAUGUUUAUGGUAGUAGGAGAAAUAGCCAAAGCUGAGGAUUUUAUGUAUGUUUUCCUGUUUCCCUGGAAAAUAGCAAUUAAUUGGAUUUUUUGGUAAAGAUUGCCUUCUGUAUAAUGUUUGGAUUAUAUAAAAUUGCAAAAAUGAUAAGAGCCCGCUUUAUUGUACUAAGCCUGUUACUUUCAUGACGUGUGAGCAGAAUGCCUUAUUUUGUAAUCUUGUUUAACUUGUUGCUACUGGGACUUGAUUUACUGUGGCACUAGUUAAGUAAGUUAAAAAAAGUUAAACCCUCUCAUUAUUAAAGAGGAAAGGCGAUGGUGAUGUCUGUAAUACAAUAUAAACCAUAAUUGUGAUUUACCUUAAGUAGGUAUAACUCUUAUGGGAUAUACAGUAUAGUUUUUGUGAAUCUUUACAUGAUAGCAUUAUCUUUUUAUAAUUUUUUUUCCUAAGAUAAAGAAAUGCAUAGUUUUCUUCUAUGGGUGAUAGAAACAGCUUUUUGAAGUAAUGAACACCUCAAAAGAUCAUGUUGAUUCUUAAUUUUUGCCUUUUGCAUCAGCCUCUUUAUAACAUGUAUCUUUAAAACAAUUAAGUCUUUAGGAAUGUGUAACCAGAACUAUGUUAGGAUUGCUUAUAAAACUUUAGUUAGGUUCAAUAUAUACAUAUAUACAUCUCUAUAUAGGUAUAUAGAUUUGCAUUUUGUCUUGUAAAAUUUUAUUUGAAUAAAUUCUUCCUGUAGGUAGUGGGAAACAAAAUUAAUAGUUCAUAUGUCACUCAUAGCAUUUCUAUAUUUGAAAGUAGCCCAAUAUAAAACUUUUGAUUCUAAAAUUAAACCAGCAGCCUAUUACAAGCACAUUCUUUGAUUGAGUCAUUGGUUAUAAACUUACUAAAUGCAGAGAAAGCAGCCAAUUUAGGAAACUUCUGAGUUGGUGGGACACUGUUGAUUAAUAAUGUACUGUAUGAAUUAAGUGAUGCUUUAACUUUGAUUUUACAUUUUAAAGUUAAAAUGUGGGCAUUAUGUCAGCAAACUUAAGGGCAUUAUGUCAGCAAGCUAAAACAUUUUUUUUUCUGUGCUUUUAAUGUAUCUCUUUACAUGAUCUGAGAGAGGAUUCAAGUUGAUAGAAAUAGCUGAGGGGAAAAGGGGGAACAUCUUGGGAUGAAGCUUGUCCUUAUGGUGAUGGUUUAAUUACAGAUUAAAAAAUUAGAAGGAAAUUUCAGUGGAUUAAGUGUAUAGCUUUCAUAUCUACAUUUCAAGAAAUUACCACUGUAACUUGAUAAGAGAUGAUUUAUUUUAUGUAAACAUCUUUGCAAAGCAAGGUGUAGCAGCUCAGCUAGAUUUAUUACUGUGCACGAAAGUAAGUACCUAUCUCAAUUAUUCUUUUUCUUUUCCAAUAUAAAGUUUGCUGAAUGUACAAGAAGAGUUUAUCACUUAGGAUAUAGAAUUUUUUUAGGGGUUGGGGGGAGGGGAUCUGUUAGGAAACUGUUACCUAUAAACAAAGAUUGACUGGAUUCGAUCCAAAAGAUAAAACUUGAAGCUAUUCUGGAACUAACAUGGAAAAAUGAAAUGGCUAUUGUUUAAAAAAAGGAUAGAAAUACAUUGUUGAUGGGAUAUGAGUUAAGUUUAUUUUCUACAAACUGUAAUUGAUGAGGACAUGGAUAAUAUCUUCAUGUUUCUGAGAAGUAAUCUGUAUGUGGGGGGAGGGGAUAAUAAAUAUUUCUAACCAA
This is a messenger RNA of Gorilla gorilla gorilla (western lowland gorilla), 5267 nucleotides long. It is a transcript of the gene NR1D2, whose product is annotated as nuclear receptor subfamily 1 group D member 2. The transcript has 8 exons. Gene Ontology annotation, biological process: hormone-mediated signaling pathway; negative regulation of transcription by RNA polymerase II; cell differentiation. The record is from RefSeq and is a predicted model, not a curated record. Lineage: Eukaryota; Metazoa; Chordata; Mammalia; Primates; Hominidae. Bases 325 to 2064 code for a protein of 579 amino acids. Gene Ontology annotation, molecular function: RNA polymerase II cis-regulatory region sequence-specific DNA binding; zinc ion binding; nuclear receptor activity.